AUGGCGGACAUCGAAGCAGAUCCUAACCAAGGUUCCUUAGAUGGGGAACCAGGAGUAACAAAUAAAGAAAAACUGGCUGACAGUACAACUCAAGAUUCAAGUUCUUCAGAUGGCAAAAAUGGAGAUACUAAUGGUGUUGUAUCUUCAUCUACAUCAUCAUCAUUGGGAUCUUCACAGAGUUCAUCAGGGGUCACAUCCACCCAAACAGUAUCAUCACCUCUUAUCCCACCAUCACGUCUAACAUUUUGUCGCCCUUCUCCUUCUUCUCUCACAGUUCUUGGUGCCAGCAAAAUGAUGCCGAAUCCAUUUGCAAUAACAACCCAGUCGUCUGAAGGAAUUAUUGCUCCCAGUCGAUUUGGUUUAUCACGACAGCCAGGUCCUGACUCCACUAAUCAAGCAGAAAAGUCAGAUGCUGAUUCUUCAUCUUCCAAGCCAUCGAGUGAGACGCCAAAAGAAGCCGUCUCUUCUGAUAAUACUACCAGUCGACUGGCAGGAGUUGAAGCAGGAAGUAUCAGCUCUACUACAACUCCUGGGCAAAAUGAGUCCAGCUCACCUUCAAAAUUCUCAUCACCGGCCUUUAGUAGACUCGGUGACAAUAAUGAAAAUAAGCUGAAUACUUCCAAUGCUCCAGCUUCAAUUGGAGUAAAAGAAAGUCCCGAUGCUGGAGCAGCCUCCAAUACUCCAAGCAGCAGUGGGGGAGAAUUUGUAUUUGGUACUGUCUUGCAUCGGCGUGUUGGGGGAAUUGAUGAUAAUUCCAAAAAGAGUAACAGUUGUUCUGGUUUUGUGUUUGGUGAGAAGCUUGCAGGUAGAAUUGUGGCUGCUGACAAACCUUCCUCACCCCCCUCCUCAGAUCACUGCCUUGCAAAUUCAGGUGAAGAAGCCAACACUCCAGAUGUUCAGUCUCAAAAUGUUCACAGUUUAAUCAAACCUGCCACACUUCCUGAUCCCACAAAUAAGAAUUCGUUUGAUAAAGUGAAAGAAAGUCCCGAUGCUGGAGCAGCCUCUACUACUCCAAGCAGCAGUGGGGGAGAAUUUGUAUUUGGCACUAACUUGCACCGGCGUGUUAGGGGAAUUGAUGAUAAUUCCAAAAAGAGUAACAGUUGUUCUGGUUUUGUGUUUGGUGAGAAGCUUGCAGGUAGAAUUGUGGCUGCUGACAAACCUUCCUCACCCCCCUCCUCAGAUCACUGCCUUGCAAAUUCAGGUGAAGGAGCCAACACUCCAGAUCAAGCAGAAAAGUCAGAUGCCGACUCUUCAUCUUCCAAGCCAUCGAGUGAGAUGCCAAAAGAAGCCGUCUCUUCUGAUAAUACUACCAGUCGACUGGCAGGAGUUGAAGCAGGAAGUAUCAGCUCUACUACAACUCCUGGGCAAAAUGAGUCCAGCUCACCUUCAAAAUUCUCAUCACCGGCCUUUAGUAGACUAAGUGAAAGUAGUGAAAACAAAAAAUUGAAUACUUCUAAUGCUCCAGCUUCCAUUGGAGUGAUAGAAAGUUCUGAUGCUGGAGCAGCCUCCAGUACACCAAGCAGCAGUGGGGGAGAAUUUGUAUUUGGUACUAACUUGCACCGGCGUAUUGUGGGAAUUGAUGAUAAUUCCAAAAAGAGUAACAAUUGUUCUGGUUUUGUGUUUGGUGAGAAGCUUGCAGGUAGAAUUGUGGCUGCUGACAAACCUUCCUCACCCCCCUCCUCAGAUCACUGCCUUGCAAAUUCAGGUGAAGAAGCCAACACUCCAGAUCAAGCAGAAAAGUCAGAUGCCGACUCUUCAUCUUCCAAGCCAUCGAGUGAGACGCCAAAAGAAGCCGUCUCUUCUGAUAAUACUACCAGUCGACUGGCAGGAGUUGAAGCAGGAAGUAUCAGCUCUACUACAACUCCUGGGCAAAAUGAGUCCAGCUCACCUUCAAAAUUCUCAUCAUCGGCCUUUAGUAGCUCCAGUCUACCUAAUGCUCCAUCUUCCCUUGGCGUGAAAGAAAGUUCUGAUGGUGGGACAGCUUCCACUACUCCGAGCAGCAGCGGGGGAGAGUUUUUGUUUGGAACUAACUUGCACCAACGAGUUGUAUGCAAAUGCAAAUUAUUUGUAUUUGAUAAACCAUCUCAAAUGUGGAUUGAACGAGGAUGUGGUGUUCUGCGAUUAAAUGAUUUAGUAGGAAAUGAUUCUGAAAAAUUCCAGUCUCGAAUAGUAAUGCGGUCUCAGGGCAGUUUACGUGUUAUACUCAAUACCAAAAUCUGGACUGGUAUGACAGUAGAAAGAGCAAGUCAGAAAACCGUUCGUAUUACUGCUGCAGAUGGAGAUGGUAUAAAAGUUUUCCUCAUUGUUGCUAAUCCUAAAGACAGUGAUAACAUUCUUCGAGCCAUUGACUGGAGAAUUCAGCAAUUAAAGACUGAAGAAGAAGAGGAGGAGGAGCAAGUGAAACAACGAGGCACAGAAAAAAGGAAAUCAGAAUCUCAGGAUUGGAUCUCUCCAAACAAGAAACUCAAGAAACUUCCUGAAUUAAGUGCCAGCAUAUCUUCAGGAGAAUCGAAAUCUGUUUCCAAAGAAGAAUCAGAUAGCAGUGUUCUUGAUCCAGAAACAGAAGCUUCAAAUGAAAGCUAUACCUCAUCCCAAACAGUCAGACUGAGAAGGAUUCUCCAGGCAAACAGUAGCUUCUGCCUCAAGGAGAAACGAGCACAGUUUAUGUGGCGCUGA
Molecule: messenger RNA, 2676 nt
Organism: Acanthosepion pharaonis
Lineage: Eukaryota; Metazoa; Mollusca; Cephalopoda; Sepiida; Sepiidae
Source: the annotation of a GenBank genome assembly